Molecule: messenger RNA, 1097 nt
Organism: Myripristis murdjan (pinecone soldierfish)
Lineage: Eukaryota; Metazoa; Chordata; Actinopteri; Holocentriformes; Holocentridae
Product: gastrula zinc finger protein XlCGF57.1-like
Exons: 1
Coding region: 60-1097 (345 amino acids)
Biological process (GO): regulation of DNA-templated transcription
Molecular function (GO): RNA polymerase II cis-regulatory region sequence-specific DNA binding; DNA-binding transcription factor activity, RNA polymerase II-specific
Source: RefSeq, a predicted model, not a curated record
CCACAGGAAAGAGUAAAAUCCCCUGCUCCCCUGCUCAGAAAGGAGACCUCAACAGACACAUGAGAAUCCACACUGGAGAGAAACCAAUUCCCUGCUCAGUCUGUGGUAAAGGGUUUGCACGUAAAGGGCACCUCAAGCUACACAUGAGAAACCACACUGGAGAGAAACCAUUCCCCUGCUCACUCUGUGGUAAAGGGUUUAACAAGAAAGGAGACCUCAGCAGACACAUGAGAAUCCACACUGGAGAGAAACCAUUCCCCUGCUCAGUCUGUGGUAAAGGGUUUGCACAGAAAGGAACCCUCGAGGUACACAUGAGAAUCCACACUGGAGAGAAACCAUUCCCCUGCUCAGUCUGUGGUAAAGGGUUUGCACAUAAAGGAAGCCUCGAGCUACACAUGAGAAUUCACACUGGAGAGAAACCAUUCCCUUGCUCAAUCUGUGGUAAAGGUUUUACACAUAAAGGACACCUCAAGCUACACAUGACAAACCACACUGGAGAGAAACCGUUCCCUUGCUCACUCUGUGGUACAACGUUUGCACAAAAAGGACACCUCAAGCAACACAUGAGAAUCCACACUGGAGAGAAACCAUUCGUUUGCUCACUCUGUGGUAAAGGGUUUACUGAUAAAAGACACUUCAAGCUACACAUGAGAAUCCACACUGGAGAGAAACCAUUCGUCUGCUCCCUCUGUGGUAAAGGGUUUGCACAUAAAGGAAACUUAAACAAACACAUGAGAAUCCACACUGGAGAGAAGCCGUUCCCCUGCUCACUCUGUGGUAAAGGGUUUGCACAUAAAGGACACCUCAAGCUACACAUGAGAAUCCACACUGGAGAGAAACCAUUCCCCUGCUCACUCUGUGGAAAAGGGUUUACCAAGAAAGGAGACCUCAACAGACACAUGAGAAUCCACACUGGAGAGAAACCGUUCCCCUGCUCACUCUGUGGUAAAGGGUUUACUGAUAAAGGACACCUCAAGCGACACAUGAGAAUCCACACUGGAGAGAAACCAUUCGUCUGCUCCCUCUGUGGUAAAGGGUUUGCACAUAAAGGAAACUUAAACAAACACAUGAGAACCCACACUGGAGAGAACCUGUAG